Dimorphilus gyrociliatus is the source of this 1322-nucleotide messenger RNA. Lineage: Eukaryota; Metazoa; Annelida; Polychaeta; Dinophilidae. The record is from the annotation of a GenBank genome assembly.
CCAUGUUCCAAGAUGAAUCUUCAAGAGCUCUUGGCUUCGUCCACCAUUCAUUCAUGCAGAAUUCAAAUUCUACAACGAACGCCGCUUUCCCGUUCAACGGAUUUCCAACUGUACACUCCAUGCCUGAUCCAACAACGGCAUUUGCAUUGCACGGAGCAGCUGCUGGAGUUCAUCAAUUUGCAAGCUCAGCACCACCUUGCUCCAGUUACGCCCCAACCCGAAGAUUUUACACUUCGUCGGCACCGGCGCAAGAACAAUGCGUCGAUAAAAAUAUAAAAGUAAAGUUAGAAAAUCGGGAUCUCUGGAAAAAGUUCCAUUCAAUUGGAACAGAAAUGAUAAUAACAAAAUCUGGAAGGAGAAUGUUUCCUACGUUCAAAGUGUCUCUGGAAGGUUUAGACGCAUCUGCCAAAUAUAUCUUACUCGUAGACGUUGUACCUGUAGACGAUUGCCGUUACAAGUAUCACAACUCGGAAUGGGUUGUAACCGGAAAGGCCGAACCGCAUAUGCCUGGUCGUUUAUAUAUUCAUCCCGAUUCUCCAGCGUCUGGUUCGCACUGGAUGAAGCAAUCAGUAGCCUUCCAUAAGAUGAAAUUGACAAAUAACAAUCUGGAUCAGAACGGACACAUCAUCCUCAACUCAAUGCACAAAUAUCAGCCAAGGGUACAUGUUGUACAAGCCAACGAUAUUUUCUCUUUGAGGUGGACAACAUUUAAUACGUUCCCCUUUGAAGAGACAACGUUUAUAGCGGUUACAGCUUAUCAAAACGAACAGAUAACGCAGUUAAAGAUCGACAAUAAUCCUUUCGCCAAAGGUUUCAGGGACAAUGGAAUGGGUAGGAGAGAUCAUCGACUAAUCGGUCAAAAACGAUCCGCCGCCGCAACUUCUUCAACGCAACAACCGGAAUCGACCUCAUCGCCUCCGGUCACCAGCAGUAAAGAUAGCGAAGAAGAAGAAGAUGAAAAAAGAAUGCGUCGGGACGAUUACCGACCGCAUCCCCAAGUAUCUCAACCCCAUCCCCCUCCACCACCAUGUCAAUUUGGUAGUCAGCAACAAAUACAACAAAGUUAUUGUGUUCCACAGCAAAACCCUUAUUGUGUACCGCAAUCAGCAACAGCCUCAGCUUUCGCCUCGCCCUUUCAGUGUCAUUCAAUGUUGUCCGCUUUUCAAUAGACUCUCUCAACAUUCUUUGUUUUUUUCAUUAUGUAUUAUACUGCAUUCCGUCGAAAUUUUUAAUAACUGUGUAUAUUAUAUAUAUAUAUAUAUAGAUAUACAUGCGAAGCAUAUUUUUUCAUAGAAAUUCUCUAUUAUCUAUUUAAAAUACAG